Molecule: messenger RNA, 384 nt
Organism: Magnolia sinica
Lineage: Eukaryota; Viridiplantae; Streptophyta; Magnoliopsida; Magnoliales; Magnoliaceae
Exons: 1
Coding region: 1-384 (127 amino acids)
Source: RefSeq, a predicted model, not a curated record
AUGGAUAGACACCCGAAAACCAUGCACUCCAUCUCCACAAUUCAAAUGGCACGGUCACUACUACUUGCACGCAGCACCGCAACUGGUGCCACCCAAGCCGGGCUCGGUGCAACCGCAGCCUUUCUCAUGUGUGCAUCGCAUGCAUGGCGAUGGCGUCGACACGGUCCGGGCCCUGCGAUCCAGCUUGAUAUGGACGCGAGGAUCCUGACCACCAAAAGGGUCCAUCAGGUACAACCAGGGGACGAUGACAGAGGCCCCGCCAGUGGGCCACAAGUCUCUGUUUGGCAGAAGAAUAUUCUCAUGGGGGAGAAAUGCCAGCUCCGGGACUUCUCCGGCGUCAUUGUAUACGACUCAGCUGGCAAUCUCAUCACUGAUGUGAAAUAA